GCACAAACUGCAGUCUCACUCUCCUCCUCUGUCGCUGCUCCGGUUCUCUCUCCCACCUCUUGUUUCUGUCUCUCUGUUGCUCCUUCUGCGUCUUAUCCGCCCCUCCACCCACCUCCUGCUUCAUUCAACUUACUCCUCCUCGCUCCCUCUGCUCCUUUUCUCUUGCACUGCUUCCCCUCCUCCUCUCUUGUGACCGCUGCUGUUCUCACCGCCUCACCCUGCAUCCCUCUUUUCCAUCUUCUUGCCCUCCUCCUCCUCCUCCUCUUCCUCCACCUCUUUUUGGAGGUCUUUAAAGCUGCCCGGCACACACUUAACGUGACACACUCCCCUGCUCUGUGUGGGUAAAACAUGUCAACUGUUUUGGACCUGGACCAGAUUGCAUGCGCUGGAAAUGGAGUGGAGCACGACAUUGAGACGCCUCACGGUGUUCUUCAUGUGACGAUGAGAGGUGUUCCCAAAGGCAACAGACCCGUCAUCCUAACCUAUCACGACAUUGGCCUCAAUCAUAAAUCCUGCUUCAACACUCUCUUCAACUACGAGGACAUGCAGGAGAUCACGCAGCACUUUGCAGUGGUUCACGUAGACGCGCCCGGCCAGCAGGAGGGCGCACCCCCCUUCCCCACCGGUUAUCGUUACCCGACCAUGGACGAGCUCUCCGAAAUGCUGCCCUCCGUAAUGACGAGGCUGAAGAUCAACAGCGUGAUCGGUAUCGGCGUGGGGGCGGGAUCGUACAUCCUCACGCGCUUCGCUUUGAACAACCCCGCCCUGGUGGAAGGACUGGUUCUGAUCGACGUUGACCCGUGUGCUGAAGGCUGGAUUGACUGGGCUGCUUCAAAGUUGUCUGGAUGGACCAGUAACCUGGUGGAUAUCGUCAUGGCUCACCACUUCAGCACUGAUGAGCUGACGGAGAACCAGGAACUGAUUCAGACCUAUCGCCUUCACAUCGCCCAAGACAUCAACCAGGACAACCUGGCUCUCUUCUGUGGCUCCUACCAAUACCGCCAAGAUCUGGGCAUUGAGAGACCCGUCGUCGGUUUGAAUGAGGACACAGUCAACACAUUAACGUGCCCUGCCCUGCUGGUUGUAGGUGACACAUCACCUGCUGUGGAGGCUGUGGUGGAGUGCAAUUCCAGGUUGAAUCCCACCAAGACUACACUGCUGAAGAUGGCUGAUUGUGGAGGCCUGCCUCAAGUUGUGCAGCCUGGGAAGCUUGCUGAGGCAUUCAAAUACUUUGUUCAGGGCAUGGGCUACAUCCCGUACGUUCAUCUCAGUCACCUGAGCAACGAAUCAGUGCCGUCAGCAGGAAUGACCCGCCUGGCUCGCUCGCGCACAACCUCCUCUUCCAGCAUCACCUCCAUGGACACCAGCCGCAGUCGUAACAACCUCAACAGCUUGCUGGAGAGCAACUCCGCCGGGGCCCUGGACCGCCAGUCUGGGACUCAGACCAUGGAGGUCUCGUGUUAAACCCCCCACCCCGCCCCUGCACUCCCUCAUAGUAACAUAUAUGCCCCCUCUUCUCUCUAAUCUUGUUCCGAUGCAACUUAACGCCAGGGCAUCUAUGUGACAGAAGGAUCUAAUAUAUUAACAGAUGCAUAUAAUAUUAAAUGUACUGUCAGACAUAACUAUAUUCUAAUGUGUUGUGUAUUCAAAUGGGAAACACCAUUUAACUGAGACAUCUAACCUCUUAUUUAUUUAUUUUUUCCACUUUUGUCUUUGUCGUAGCCCUCCUAACACCGUUGAAAUGAUGUGUUUUAAGAACUUUUUUUACUCUUGACAUGUGUGUUUCACUGACCGCCAUUCAUCCCAUCAUUUUAUGUUAAAACCCCAGUCUUUUUCUGGUAGUCCUGGUGUGCAAAGAGGGAUCUUUGACCCUACUGUGGCUUCAGGAGUGGACCUGCAGCACCUCUGCACUGCCUUGGUUCUAACGAAACAAGACAUUUCACAAAGUAGCACUGCAAACUGUAGCACUGAUCCUGUCUGACCACGUCGAAAACUUUUGUAGAGCUACUUUUAAACAUUCAUUUUUUUGGUCUUCUUUUACAAUUUGGUUUUAAAAUCUUUCUCGUUGUCCUUCUGCACCGCGCUGAUGUUUGUGUUUGGCUGAAACUGUACGUGAGAAGAAGAAAAGCCCCCUUCAAGUGGUGCUUCUCACUGUGCUGAUUCCGUGUAUUUAUAUUCUGAAUAAAGCUGCAAAUAAAGUACGCGCCUGCUUCA
This is a messenger RNA of Oryzias latipes (Japanese medaka), 2214 nucleotides long. RefSeq names its product ndrg family member 3a (gene ndrg3a). The record is from RefSeq and is a predicted model, not a curated record. NCBI's taxonomy places the organism in Eukaryota, Metazoa, Chordata, Actinopteri, Beloniformes, Adrianichthyidae.